UCAAUUCCAAAGACUCCUGCCUAACAUCCCACUGACUAUUAUAAAAAACAGAAAAACGGUCUGCCUGCCUAGGAAUAAUAUUUUCCUUUGAAAAGCAUGGUCUGCCCACCACCAACUUAACAAAAUAAUCACGUUUCAUCUAAAGCUGAGAACAAAUUAUAUAGAAAAAAGUGGACAAACACCAUACAGCUAGGAUAAUAUAUACAGAUGAUCCAAACAGCAUAUAUAACUGAAAGGUAGCAGCAAAUGCGAGUGAAAUGGCAGAAACUGCAGUAAUAUCAGCCUUGGGAGAAGUGUUCCAACUUCUUAAGGUAAAAACAAAUCUUCUAAGAGGUGUACACAAAGAUUUCUUAGACAUCAAAGAUGAACUUGAAAGCAUUCAAAUCUUCCUCAAAGAUGCAGAUAGAAGGGCAGCAGAUGAAGCAGAAACCAAUGAAGGAAUAAGAACAUGGGUGAAGCAUAUGAGAGAAGCAUCGUUUCGCAUUGAAGAUAUAAUUGACGAAUACCUUCGGCUGAUCCAUACGGCCAAUCCUCCUGGUAGCGGAUCUGUAUUCAACAAGAUUACAAGCCCAAUCAAAACUUUGAUUCCCCGUCACAAAAUUGCAUCAGAGAUUCAAGACAUCAAGCUGACAAUUCACGGAAUCAAGGAAAGAAGCGUGAGGUAUAACUUUCAAAUUUCAAAUGAACAAGGAUCCUCAAACAGCAGCAACACUACCGAAGAGAAAGAAAAUGGAAGAUGGCGUGAUCCUCGACUGUCUUCCCUUUUCAUUGAAGAAACAGAAAUUGUAGGAUUUGAAGGCCCAAAAGAAGAACUAUAUGGUUGGUUAUUGGAGGGUUCAGCUGAACGCACAGUGAUUUCAGUGGUAGGAAUGGGGGGUCUCGGCAAAACCACUCUUGCCAAGCUAGUUUUUGACAGCCAAAAGGUAACAACACAGUUUGAUUGUCAAGCUUGCAUCGUAGUUUCUCAAUCAUACACUGUGAGAGGAUUACUGAUAAAAAUGAUGGCGCAAUUUUGUCAGGAAACUGAAGACCCUCUUCCAAAGAAGUUACACAAAAUGGAUGACAGGUCACUGAUUACAGAGGUAAGGAAAUACCUAGAACAUAAGAGGUAUUUGAUAUUCUUUGAUGAUGUAUGGCAAGAAGAUUUUUCCGACCAGGUUGAAUUUGCCAUGCCUAAUAACAACAAAGGUAGUAGGAUCAUAAUCACCACUAGAAUUAUGCAAGUUGCAGAUUUUUUCAAGAAAUCAUUUCUAGUUCAUGUUCACAACUUGCAACUUUUGACUCCAAACAAAGCAUGGGAACUCUUCUGCAAGAAAGUAUUUAGAUAUGAUCUUGGAGGGCGUUGUCCACCGGAGCUUGAGGCUGUGGCAAAAGAAAUUGUGCAAAAGUUCAAGCAACUACCUCUUGCAAUUGUGGCCGUUGCUGGUCUACUUUCAACAAAAUCUAAAACCAUGAUUGAAUGGCAAAAGGUGAGUCAAAAUUUGAGCCUGGAGUUGGGGUGUAAUACCCAUUUAACGAGUCUAACAAAGAUUUUGUCGCUUAGUUAUGAUGGCCUGCCUCACUACUUGAAACCAUGCAUUUUGUAUUUUGGUUUAUAUCCAGAGGAUUUUGCUAUUCAUCAUAGGAGAUUAACUCAACAAUGGGCAGCUGAAGGGUUUGUUAAAUCUGAUGGGAGAAGAACUCCAGAGCAAGUUGCAGAGGAGUACUUGUCUGAAUUGAUUCAGAGAAGUCUAGUCCAAGUCUCGGAUGUUAACUUUGAAGGGAAAGUACAUACAUGUCAAGUCCAUGAUUUAUUGCGGGAAGUGAUCAUUAGAAAAAUGAAGGAUUUGAGUUUCUGCCAUUGUAUGCAUGAUGAUGGUGAAUCACUUGUGGUUGGGAAAACUAGACGCCUAUCAAUAACCACUAGCCACAACAAUGUGUUGAAGAGCUCUAACAUUUCACAUUUCCGUGCUAUUCAUGUUUUUCAUAAAAGUGUGUCAUUGGAGCAUUUCGUGGGCAAACUGUGUUCGAAAUCUAGGAUUUUGAAGGUACUUGACAUUGAAGGUACAUCGUUGAAUCAUAUUCCUAAAAAUUUGGGGAAUCUUUUUCACUUAAGGUACUUAAACCUAAAGAGUACAAAAAUAAAGGUUCUUCCUAAAUCAGUUGGUGAGCUACAGAACUUAGAGAUAUUGGAUAUAACAUACACACUUGUGCAUGAGAUACCAAGAGAGAUAAACAAGCUCACAAAGCUUCGUCACCUUUUCGCAUUACACCGUAACUAUGAAGAAAAGUAUUCACUGUUUGGAUUUACAUCUGGUGUGAAGAUGGAAAAAGGUAUUAAAAACAUGGCUUCCCUACAAAAGCUUUAUUAUGUGGAGGUAAAUCAUGGGGGAGUUGAUCUCAUUCAAGAGAUGAAAAUGUUAAGUCAGUUAAGAAGGUUAGGUUUAAGGCAUGUAAGAAGAGAGCAUGGGGAGGCCAUAAGUGCUGUUAUAGUAGAAUUGAAACACCUUGAAGAUCUUAAUAUCACUACAAUUGGUGAGGAUGAAAGCAUUAACUUGAAUUUUGUCUCAUCUCCGCCCCAACUUCAGGCGCUUCAUUUGAAAGCUAAACUAGAUACAUUGCCUGAAUGGAUUCCAAAACUUGAGUAUCUUGUUGAGAUAAAGUUGGCUUUAUCUUACUUGAAAAAUGAUCCACUGCAGUCACUUAAAAACUUGCCAAAUCUGUUGAAGUUCGGUCUAUGGGACAACGCCUAUGAUGGUGAAAUUUUGCAUUUUCAAAUUGGAGGGUUUCUAAAGUUGAAGAGACUGAACCUCAGGCGCUUGAAUAGGGUAAAUUCUAUCCUUAUAGACGAAGGAACUUUGAUCUCUCUUGAAUAUCUGAACAUGGACAGAAUCCCCCAGCUAAAGGAGGUGCCCUCAGGCAUCAGGUCCUUGGAUAAACUCAAAGAUAUUAACUUCACUGAAAUGCCAUCUGAAUUUGUUGAAAGUAUUGAUCCAGACAAAGGAAAAGACUACAUGAUUAUCAAGCAUGUCCCUCUUGUAUCCAUUCAUCACUCGAGCGGUCCAAAAUUUUAUGACUAUGCAAUUCGCACUAUUCACUCGUCUUCUAAGCAGUCAUAAGCAAAUUGAGAAUGAUCCGGUGUUUAGCAAGCUUCAAAAUAUGAAGAAAUUUGGUUCUCCAUAAUACAGCUCAAAGAUGACGUAUUUUCUUAGAGCUUCAAAUUAAAGUAAAUUAUUUAUUUAUCAUCCAGCAAUAAUCAAGAAAAGUGUGGAUUCAAUUCACUGAGUGACUUUGGCUUUUUUUUUUUUUUUUUUUUGUUGUCAUCUGUGGUGUUUUAUAAUUUGGUUGUGAAAGGUUUGAUUGAAAACCUUGUAAUCAAUACCUUUAUUUAGACUCCAUUCUGAGGUCAUUUUUACAUUUCUUUCUUACUUUAGUAGUCAUUUGUGGUGUUUAA
This is a messenger RNA of Medicago truncatula (barrel medic), 3433 nucleotides long. Its product is annotated as disease resistance protein RPM1. The transcript is spliced from 2 exons. Gene Ontology annotation, biological process: defense response to other organism. Bases 258 to 3098 code for a protein of 946 amino acids. Gene Ontology annotation, molecular function: ADP binding. The record is from RefSeq and is a predicted model, not a curated record. Lineage: Eukaryota; Viridiplantae; Streptophyta; Magnoliopsida; Fabales; Fabaceae.